CAAUUAUCGAUACCCAUAACUCUAUCAUCUCAUUGGUCACUUUUCUGGGAUUGGGUCUGACGUCAUACAUUGUUGUGCUGAUCUUUCAAAAUGGAGUUGACUUUGCACCGAAAUGUGUAAGGAGUUUUCAUCAAAUAGCCUAGUUCCUCAUCCAAGAUGAUGCUGUCUAGCCCCUAUGCAACAGACCCAGCCUACGGGGGCAGUAAAGACGCCUGUUGGGUCGACGUUGACAGUAACCCGCAACCGCGAGUACGUCCAGAAGCAGACGAGAUCUAUAAGAAGAGUCAGGGUUGCGUCGGAAGACUGUUACAGGUCCAAGGGGAACCGGUGUACAGACCACCGAGUAGGCAAAAGCCAGAGUCCAAGGAUUUCGGGCGAGACAAUGUGCGCAAGAUGCGACAAAUCCAGUCCAUGAACCGACGCAAGAAGAGAGAAGAUGACAAAGUGGCUGGCGAACCGAUAAAAGUCCUGCCUCAAUCUGUCAAGUAUAAGGAGGUGUCGUCCAAGGUUGCUGAACAUGUCAAGCAACCCCCUCAGCAGCCCAGGCCCGCAUCAGCCAACUUUCUCCGGUCUCACAGCCGGACAGGCGGCACCCCUAAGGUCAGGGGAAGGUCACCGAGUCCCGCCCCUAGACCCAAAACGGCCCCCGAGGCGAAAACACAGACCGACGCCAAUUUCAUUGCCCACAACGCCCGGCUGGUCAAGAACCACAAACCACCCCGCCCACCCUCAGCCCUAGCCGAAGAGUCGCUGAAGAUAAAACAAAUCAAAGAUAUGCAAACCUACGAGAAAGGAGCUGUACCCAAAUACUUGAAGGGACGGCAAAAACAGUGGGCAAAACAGGAAGAGGAAAGAAUACGCAACAUCCCCGAUCCGGACAUGCCGCCGGGACACAAGAUGAUGGCCCAAGAGGAACGUCUUAAGACCCUAGGGGUCCUCAAGGAAAAGGAGAAAGAACUUCAGCAGCAGUUGCAUAAACUGCCGCUGAAAGCAGAAACGCUCCGAGCGAAGACCAGAGAAGCCGAGGUCAACUCUCAGUUAGCGGAGGUGGAGGAAGCCAUCAAGAUCUUCUCAAGGUCGAAAGUCUUUAUCAAGAUCGACAGCUGAUAGUUGACAUUGAUAGCUGAACUCAUACCAUGGAACUGCCUUAAUUUGAGGGGAUAUAGUAAGCACUCUUGUCCAGAAUGCACCCCUAUGGGCUCCGAGGCCAAAAGGAAGAAUUGUUUAUUUGCAGAAACCCAACCUACGUGGAAUUUUUUUUUCCAGCCAAAUUGCCAUCCUCAAAACUUUUCCUGAAAAUAAAAAAUCUUCCCUGUUGGAGUUUUUUGUGGUACUGGUUAAUACAAUUGAUCAGGUUUAUUAAACAGAAUACCAUAAACCCUAACUCCCCAGCCUAAUUUACAUGUACUAGGAACCAUACCCAUUCUGGCAAAUUCCAACACCCACAUGGGAAAUUGUACACACACACUGUUGGACUUAGUUUCUGGAAGUAUGCCGACCCCAGUGUAAAAGACUAUCAGUUUAGGGGUACUGUACCUAUCCCAACAGAUUUAAACAAAACCUGCUGUUGAACUUUGAUGGGUUGAGUUCAGUUAUGCUUAAAGAUAUCCUAAAGUAAACAUAUUCAGUAUAACAGAUCCACAGGCAAGCAAAGAUGAAACUUUUAAAAUAAAGUUAUUUUCCUACUUACAUACCUGGAUAAUUUUUAUAGCAUAACUGUACAAACACUUUUUUGUCUUAAAACAUGUUUCCCAUGAAUCGAUAACAAACGGACGCAAUUUGGUCAGUCCAUGCAACUUUUGUCAAAUUCACAGCCACCUAAAAUUGUUCAAGUAUCAUUUUGAGUAUGUAUAUACAUGUGUUGUAAAUGUUGUGUAUAGUUAAACGUUUUUGUGAUAUAAUUCUUCAGCGUUGCACAGGGUUUAUAAAGUCUUGUUCAAGUGUAAAUUAUCCAUUAUUAUCUAGAAUCUCCAUUAUUGCCUUGAAACUUUUACUUUUGAUGUUACAUUUCAUGUUCCGAAUGUGGCAAUUUGUGUAUCGAUCGACCAAACCUUAUUAUGUGAAAUUUAGUCAACAGUAAACGCAUUUGGCAUUACAUCUGUAUUAUGCCGCACGUUCAUAUCAUAGCACAACACAAUCUCAAACUUCAUUUGCAGUUGAAAUAUUUUCUUAUUAUUUCGGUCUUGAAAUUUACAUUUUUCCAAUCCCUUUCCUCCAAAAACCUGUCGUUAAUUCUGUUUCUUUGCGUUUUUCCCAUUGAUUCAAAUUAUUGAUACAUGUUUAUUUUAUAAUUGCAAAAAAAAAAUUGUUCUAGCAUAUUUUGCUGAUCAUUCGCAUUUGAACUUCUGAAAAAUGGUUUUGACCCCAAACCUGCAAUUGGCCUAUCGCUGUUUGCGAGUUAGCCAUGCCCCUUAGAAAACCCUAUGGAAUUUUGCACGUUAAGUUUUGGUUGUCUCAGAUUUUGCACGUUCUGUGUCCAUUUGUAUAGCAAAGUGGACAAUAUUUCACAAGCUUGACGAGAUUCCACCGCGAUAAGUCAAUUGCCUGAUUAAUUUGUUUUGUCUGAAAUUGUUUAUAACAUAUAAUAUUGGCACCAUUUGUGUAAACCUUUGCUAAUACCUCAAAUUUCAGGCAAAACUGUCCCAGUCCGUUGACAUCCCUGUGAAUAGUUAAAGGGUCGAGUAGAAUUUCUGUAAAUAUUUGUAAACUUAUAUCUUCAAUUUCCUUGAAGUAUUCUCGGGUCUUGACUUUUGCAACUCUGUUAAUUUAUCAAACUUAGAUUGCAGUGAUGAUUAAAAACUGAUUGUAACUAAAAUCUGAAGCAAUAAAAGCAGAAUGCACCAUUUAAUUGCUAAAAUGGA
This is a messenger RNA of Patiria miniata (bat star), 2861 nucleotides long. RefSeq names its product enkurin domain-containing protein 1-like (gene enkd1). The transcript is spliced from 7 exons. Gene Ontology annotation, cellular component: cytoplasmic microtubule. The record is from RefSeq and is a predicted model, not a curated record. Bases 157 to 1107 code for a protein of 316 amino acids. NCBI's taxonomy places the organism in Eukaryota, Metazoa, Echinodermata, Asteroidea, Valvatida, Asterinidae.